Triticum turgidum subsp. durum (durum wheat) is the source of this 1506-nucleotide messenger RNA. NCBI's taxonomy places the organism in Eukaryota, Viridiplantae, Streptophyta, Magnoliopsida, Poales, Poaceae. The record is from the annotation of a GenBank genome assembly.
AUGAAGUUCAACAGAGGUCGCCGCCGCAGCCGUGAUUCGAAAAAAGCAGCUUAUUAUGGGGAGGAAAGGCUAAGCGAGCUGCCAAGUGAUGUUGUGGUCAAAGUCCUUGAGACGGUGAAAACACGGUUGAAGAAAGCAGCUGGUAAUGGGGAGGACAGGCUAAGCGAGUUGCCCAAUGACGUGCUGCUCAACAUCCUCGAGAGGGUGGGUACGCUUGAUGCCGUAAAAACCUGCAUCCUGUCAAAGCAAAUGCAGAAGCUGCCCGCUAUGCUCUCACAGAUCGUAAUUGAUCUCAGCUCUCAAGAUUUGAUUCAAAUGGAUGGUGUUGUGGCUGAUGUGACGAACAAGAUCCUUAGUAUGAGGUCUCCAGAGAUCACCAUUCGCAAGCUGAAGCUCAAAUUUUUCUUGGUUCCCUCUCGCUGUCUUUCCAUCGGCAAAUCUGUUGGCCUCGCCAUGGUGACCCAGAAAUUGGAUGCAGCUGAGUUUGAGAUCAUGACACAAAAGGAUUUCAGCCAUUGCACUGAUGCCCAUCGCCUGCUCUAUGCCGAGAAAUUCAAUGAUUUUGUUCGUGGUUGUCCGGAUGCAUUUGCUGGUCUCACGCGGCUGCAUCUACGGAAUAUGAGGUUUGGUAAAUCAGAUAUAUCCAACAUCCUUAGCCAUUGCAAGCGGUUGGAGUUCUUGUCUUUCUUCGAGGUUGACGAGGGGGUCCGUUCGGUGCUCCAUGUAGAACACGCUCAACUAGUUGAGCUUGUUAUCAUCUUUGGGAGAUUUGAAACAGUGGAGCUUGCCUGUCUACCAAAGCUCCAGCGGAUGUCCUAUAGGGAUUGGCAGUAUGAUGACAAUCCCUUGGUUCUUGGUUUUGUCCCUCAGCUUUCGAAGCUCAGUCUUGCUUGUCCAUACUUAUCAGGCAAGACACUCAACUUAAGCAAGCUGCUUGCUAAUGCCCCCACUGUAAGCGAUUUGUAUCUGGAGUUUCGAAGUGAAAAGAUUUGGAUUCAACCAGAAUGCCAAAAAGUGCUUGCUCCUGUGCUUGCCAAACUACGGUUUGUGAAUCUGGAUCAUCUUCGCGAAGAAUGUGAUAUCUCCUGGACACUCUUUCUUCUUGAAGCGGCACCAUACCUAGAGGAGCUUUGCAUCACAGUAUGGGACCAUAAGUGCCGAAUCGAGUCACAAAAGAGCGUCUCCAAGAAAACGGAUGUGAAGUGGGAACCAUCUGAUCCUCAUUUUAAGCAGAAGAAUCUGGCAAGGCUGACUAUCUACGGCUUCCAGUCCGAUGACAAUUUCAUCGGAUACAUUAGACGCGUCAUUCAAGCUGCUGUGAACAUCAGGGAGGUAUCCCUGUACGCCAGGAAGGUGUGCCCAUUGUGUUUCGAAAAGUUUCCUCAGGUGGCGCUUCGUCCUUCGGGUUAUCCACGGACAAGCAAGGAGCUUGAUUUGUUGAGCGAGAAGAUGACAGCAGCUUCGGCUACGGCUUCUCCUGUUAUUCACUUCCGCUCAUUAGGUUGA